Fusarium keratoplasticum is the source of this 741-nucleotide messenger RNA. RefSeq lists its product as uncharacterized. The transcript has a single exon. The record is from RefSeq and is a predicted model, not a curated record. Bases 1 to 741 code for a protein of 246 amino acids. NCBI's taxonomy places the organism in Eukaryota, Fungi, Ascomycota, Sordariomycetes, Hypocreales, Nectriaceae.
AUGGCCGUCUAUCGAGCAACCGCAGAAGUGCCCCAACACUCGUUCAACAGCUUCGACGUGAACAUAACCGACUGCACUCUCCGGCCCGCCGCAUACGAGUACUCAAAUGCUCAGGCAAAUGGAAGCAGCUUCUCAUUCGAGAGCAUCCGUCAAGUCGAUCUUAUUGACGGGGACCAUGGUGAAUGUGCAGGGGGUGGUGGGGACCUUUUUGGUUGUUGGACAUGGCAGGUGAUGUCCAAGGGAUCAAAGAUGGAGAACUCGCCAACACUGAGCUUCUCAGUGCUUGAUAUGAAGGCGUUGGGCCUAUUCUUCCUCUCAGCGACGUUCAAAUCACAGUGGAUUGAGGGAUAUGGCGAUAAUCCAAACCCUGGUUUAAGUACUGUACUUGGAGGAGACGUGGACCUUUCUCAGGCCUUUCAAGAGAUGGCCAUGAGCAUGACUGAUUACAUACGCAACGGACCCAACGGGAUUCCAGCCAUAGGAGACAGGAUAGAGAGCAGGAUCUUUGUCUCGAUUCGAUGGCAUUGGCUGGCUGGGCCGGUCGCUAUAGAGCUCGCUGGUCUGAUCCUGACUGUCUUGACCAUUGUCGGCAAUAGGCGCAACGUCCCGUUAUGGAAGUCAUCAGCGCUUGCACUCCUAGCCUGUCAGCACGAUGAGGAGGAUAGUCUGAUACGGGCCAAGGUCAGGGACAUGCAAGAGAUCAUAAAAGUGGCGGAGAGCUCCAAGGUCCGGCUAGAAUAA